UGGUGGUUUUGGGCAUUUUUUUUGGGUUUUUUUGCACCGUUUUGGGGAUUUUGGCGCUGGAAGAGGAAUAAAAGCGCCCCCUCCCAAAUUUGGGGCGGAUUUUUGGGAUUUUUUUGGGAUUUUGGUGGAUUUUUUUGGGAUUUUGGUGAAUUUUUUGGGGAUUUUUUUGGGGGAUUUUGGUGCCCCCAGACCCUUCAGAACCUCCACAUUCGCCUCCCUGGCUAAGAUUGUCCCCGUCGCUGUUCCGUACUUUACCAACAAUCGCAUUUCCGGCGGAAGUGCCGCGUACCGGAAGUGCGCGGAGAGGGGGAGCGGAUUCGCCGCCGCACCCGCCGGAAGCGGCGCCCUCCGCGCACACCGGAAGUGGGGGCGGCCUCGGCUGCCGCACCGGGGGCGGCGGCGAGAGCGGCCCGGCCCUUCCCAGUUCCGCCCCCGGCCCGUCCCAGUUGCGGGGCGCCCCCUCCCAGUACCGGGGGGACCCCCCGGGACCCCCCCGCGGCCAUGGCGGAGACGGCGGAGAGCGGCGGCUGCGGCACCGCCACCGUCACCGAGAGCGGAACCGCGGAGCCGGAGAACCGCAGCCUGACGCUGAAGCUGAGGAAGAGGAAACCGGACAAGAAGGUCGAGUGGUCGAGCGACACGGUGGACAACGAGCACCUGGGCCGGCGCUCCUCCAAGUGCUGCUGCAUCUACGAGAGGCCGCGGCCGUUCGGCGAGAGCUCCUCGGAGAGCGAGGGGGAGGGGGAGGGGGAGGGGGAGGGGCCGGGGGUGGGGGAGGGGCGGGUGGGGGAGGGGCGCAGCUGCGGCCACCAGAACUGCGUCCGGGGCCACCAAGCGCGCGGCCACAAGGGGGGGAGGGGACCCCAAAACCCGCCCCUCCCCCCGCCCCGCGACCCCCCCCCCCGCCGUGGCCAUGGAGCACUGAGGGGCCCCUCCCCCACCCCGCCCCUCCCCCACCCCAACACCGAGUUUGGGGGGGCUUUGGGGGGGGUCGGCACCGAAAUUUCGGGGUUUUAGGGCCAAAAUUUCCCGAGUUUUUGCCCCCAAAAUUCCAGAUUUGCACGGCCAAAAUUUGGGAGUUUUAGGGUUAAAAUUCCAGAAUUUUAGGGCCGAAAUUUGGGAGUUUUAGGGUUUAAAUACGGGAGUUUUAGGGUUAAAGCUUUGCAGGUUUGGAAUUAAAAUUUCAGGGGUUUUAGGGCCAAAAUUUGGGAGUUUUGGGGUUAAAAUUCCAGAAUUUUAGGGCCGAAAUUUGGGUGUUUUAGGGUUUAAAUAUGGGAGUUUAAGGGUUAAAGCUCUGCGGGUUUGGAAUUAAAAUUUCAGGGGUUUGCGGCCAAAAUUUGGGAAUUUUAGGGUAAUAAUUUCUUAACUUUUUGCCCCCCAAAUUCCGGAGUUUUAACAGCGAAAAUUUCGGCUGAAACAUUCUGAAUUUCAGCCCCAAAAAUUCCACCAUUUCAGCGCCAAAAAUCCUGGAAUUGCAGCCCCAAAAUUUCGGAAUUUUAGCCCAAAAAUUCCGGUGUUUCAGCCCCAAAUCCAAAAUUUCACUGCCGGGGGUUGGAGGCCGGACCCCCCCCCCCCCCCCCCAAAAUCUCACCUGGACCCCCCAAAAAUGUCACAAAACCCCAAAAAUGUCACCGAAACGCCCCAAAAUCUCACCUGGACCCCCCAAAAAACCCCACCUGCCCCUCCCCCCCCCCGGGACAUUAAAUGACACCGGUGACGCUU
Messenger RNA from Taeniopygia guttata (zebra finch), 1722 nucleotides. It is a transcript of the gene PPP1R11, whose product is annotated as protein phosphatase 1 regulatory inhibitor subunit 11. The record is from RefSeq and is a predicted model, not a curated record. Lineage: Eukaryota; Metazoa; Chordata; Aves; Passeriformes; Estrildidae. Gene Ontology annotation, molecular function: protein phosphatase 1 binding; protein serine/threonine phosphatase inhibitor activity. Gene Ontology annotation, cellular component: nucleus.